Messenger RNA from Apaloderma vittatum (bar-tailed trogon), 746 nucleotides. RefSeq names its product src kinase associated phosphoprotein 1 (gene SKAP1). The record is from RefSeq and is a predicted model, not a curated record. The transcript is spliced from 8 exons. NCBI's taxonomy places the organism in Eukaryota, Metazoa, Chordata, Aves, Trogoniformes, Trogonidae. Gene Ontology annotation, cellular component: cytoplasm; plasma membrane. The annotation marks the transcript as partial. Gene Ontology annotation, molecular function: protein binding.
GGCUGGAGGAGAUCCCCCCGAAGUCCCUUCAAGACCCAGGGAACGUUUUGAAGCAAGGCUAUCUGGAGAAGAGGUCUCGAGAGCACAGCUUUUUCGGGUCGGAGUGGCAGAAGCGGUGGUGUGUGCUCGACAGAAAGACCUUUUACUACUAUGCCAAUGAGAGAAGCAAGCAACCGAAAGGCAACUUCUCCAUCGAGCACUAUAACGCCCGGCUGGCUCUUCACCUGCGCAAAGACUCUCGAAAAAAAUGCUGUUUCGAGUUAAUCUGCCCUGGCAAACGCACCUAUGAGUUCACAGCUCCAAGCCCAGCCGAGGCUGAAGACUGGGUGGAUCAGAUCCAGUUCCUCUUGAAGGACCUGAGCUCCCUCACUAUCCCAUGUGAUGAAGAGGAUGAAGAAGAGCUCUACAAUGACGUGGACAGCUCGGACUCGGUGAACACAUCAUCCCACAAUACUACCUUGAAUCAGGAGGAGUCGAACGUCGAGAUGGAAGAGGAUGACAUCUACGAGGUUUUGCCAGAUGAGGAGGAGCUGGAACCCCCCUUCCCAGAGGACAGCGAUGAUGCCGGGACCAGACGGAGCAGCGAUUACGCUAAUUACUACCAAGGCGCGUGGGACUGCAGCGGCGAGCAUCCCGACGAGCUCUCCUUCCACCGUGGCGACCUCAUCUACAUCCUGAGCAAGGGCUUUAACCUGGCUCCCAACCAGUCCCCACUGGACUUUGGUGGCCCUGACCAGCAGCAAUGA